AUGGCAUCACUGAGAGCUUCAUCGUUGCCAUGUGUUGAGAAGAUUGAGGGAGGUGUAGCUCUGUUGAUUAGAGUUUCAGAGGUUGAAACUCUAGCAACAAUGGAAGCUGAGCUUUAUUGUUAUGAAAAUCUGUCGGAGUUAGUUACAGUUGGGGAUUCUGUUAUGGUUGUUAGGAUUCGGUUGGGAUCUUUGAGAGGUUUGUUAGUUAGUGAGGAGAAGUUAUAUGUAACUAAUUUUGUUAGGUUAGUUGAAGUUGGUUAUGGAAUUUGGUUAGAGGUUGUUGGUGAGGUUUAUUUUUCUGGUUUGAAAGGUUUAUGCAGGGCUGAAUGUGAUUUAGUGAAUACAGGUUUGGAUGCACGGGACAGACACCGAGUUUCAGACAGAUUCAUUACGGUUAUGUCGCGUUUUGAGCUUGCCAACAAAAAAACUUCUAUUAUAACUGAUGAUUCAUUAUGGACGAAAUCAGCCGCUAAACGAACUAGGUUCCGUCGAUUUAGCAUUAUGAAGCAUAAGAAAGUCAAAAGAUUUAGACCAACAAUUCCUGGAUUUAACAAUACCCCUACCGGCAUUAGGAUUCCACUGUCUGAAAUAAGUCAACCACCUUCUUCUCAACAAAACCGAAACAUGUUGCCACAGACUCGACCCUCUUGUACUAAACAUGGAAUUCACAUACCUCCUAAACUGUUGGAAAUUAAUAACAUCAGCACAAACCUACUUUCAUCCUUUUCCCUAGCUGUAGCAAAACAAGGAAGAGAGAAUCUAAACCCUGCUACACUUAUACAACCUGGGCAGAAAUCAAUGAAUCCCUCCGAUACAGAUGCACAUAUCAUGCUAACCUAUGAUCAUUUCAAUAUUUACAACUCUCUCAAUUUCAUCUCUCCAACAGUACAUAUUGGAGAAAGUUCACAAACUCCAUCAAAUCCUAUUACAUGCAAUGUUUUUAAACCAACUGUUAACAUUGAUUUUGAAAGCGACAACGAGAGUGAUGACGAUAAUGAUUCUGAUUAUGACCCUUUCUUAGUGGACGAAUCAUCUGAUGAUGAAAGUCUAGAAGAUGACGACAACACUCCUCCAUUCUCAACUGCUAACCAACCACAAGCUAACACUGAAGAAUAUUUCGAUCUUGGAGAUGCGAGAAUGGAGUGUGGAUAUUGCAAUGCAUUAAUGUGGUAUCAAGAAAGGAAGGACAAGCACAAACAUUUUGCAAAUCCAAAUAAAAGUUUUCAAACAAAUUUGCGAACAUACAACAUGAUGUUUGCGUUCAUAUCUCCUGGUGCUAAGUUGGACAACAAAUUCAACAAUGGUCGUGGCCCGCCAAUGAUUCGCAUCCAAGGUCAGUGUUGCCACAGAAUUGGGAGUUUAUUGCCACUAGAUGGUCAACGACCUAAAUUUGCUCAGCUGUACAUAUAUGAUACAGAAAAUGAAGUUUCAAAUAGAAUGGAUAUUCUACGCAACAAGGACAACAUUGAUGAACAAAUUGUUGGCAAAUUGUCUGAAAUGUCGUACAAGUAUAACAUACAUGCCAAGAGUUUCCUGAUGGCAAGACAAAGACUUAAUGAAGGAAAUGUUCACAAUCUAAAACUCAGGUUAAUAGCAAAUAGAACCACAGAUGGAAGAGUGUACAACCAACCUACUGUUUCUGAGGUGGCAGCCUUGAUUGUUGGUGACAUUGAUACGGGAGAAGAAAAAGACAUUAUUAUGCAAAAACAAGGGGGAAAACUUAAACGCAUUGAUGAGUUCCAUGCAAGCUACCUCGCCUUCCAAUAUCCUUUAAUAUUUCCAUAUGGAGAAGAUGGUUAUAGACCAAAUGUUGCACACAGAGAUCUUGACAUAUUUGAUGAUAAUCCUAGGAGUAGGCUGACUAUAAGAGAAUGGCUAGCUUUUCGAAUCCAAACUCGGUCGCAUGAAGGAAGAACUCUUUUAUCAUCGAGAAGGUUGUUUCAACAAUUUCUGGUGGAUGGUUACACAAUGCUAGAAGGAGAGAGGUUGAAAUGGCUUAGAAAUAAUCAGUCUAAACUUAUAGUGUCUAAGUAUAACAAUCUAAACCAAGAUGGAGAUGAAAGCCAAACUGAAGGUUCAUCGACUGGAAAAAGAGUAAUUUUACCGUCAUCAUAUGUUGGUAGUAGGAGAUUUAUGGAUCAAUUAUACUAUGAUGGAAUGGCUAUAUGUAGUAAAGUGGGAUUUCCAGACCUAUUUAUUACUUUCACUUGCAACCCGAAUUGGCCGGAAAUUCAAAGAGCUUUAACACCUCUAAACAUGAAGGCACAUGAUAGACCUGACAUCAUUGCUAGGGUGUUUUAG
Messenger RNA from Vicia villosa (hairy vetch), 2301 nucleotides. RefSeq lists its product as uncharacterized. Lineage: Eukaryota; Viridiplantae; Streptophyta; Magnoliopsida; Fabales; Fabaceae. The record is from RefSeq and is a predicted model, not a curated record. Bases 1 to 2301 code for a protein of 766 amino acids. The transcript is spliced from 12 exons.